Molecule: messenger RNA, 1194 nt
Organism: Dendronephthya gigantea
Lineage: Eukaryota; Metazoa; Cnidaria; Anthozoa; Malacalcyonacea; Nephtheidae
Product: indoleamine 2,3-dioxygenase 2-like
Exons: 12
Coding region: 86-1177 (363 amino acids)
Biological process (GO): 'de novo' NAD+ biosynthetic process from L-tryptophan
Cellular component (GO): cytoplasm
Molecular function (GO): L-tryptophan 2,3-dioxygenase activity; indoleamine 2,3-dioxygenase activity; heme binding
Source: RefSeq, a predicted model, not a curated record
ACCAAAACAUGUUCCUCUCCAAACGAAGGGAAGCUUGCACAUAAAUAUCGCACAUCGAACAGAAAUUGCCCCAGAAAACACAGCAAUGGAGUGCUUACAUGGAGGUCGUGCGACCGCAAUCUCUACGAAGAAAGGAAUGUUUUGGGUUUGCAACAAGAACAACCCUAAAUGUUGUGAGUUCUUUUGCCCUGAACAAGAUCGUUCGCUAUUUGAUACGGCUAUGAUGAUGUGGAGGGCGAAUGGUGCAAUUCGUCCACUGUGUGAUACCCACCAAAGACCUAGCAGGAUGAGAGUUGUGAAGGAUAUUAUCCCGAAGUGUUUAUCAAUACCAUUAGUCGCAGCUGCAAAUCAUAUCGGUGUGCACCCUGUUGCCUGCUUAUGGUCAUCCCUCAUCAAUAACUGGAAAAUUAAAGAUAAAGCAAGACCCGCUCUGGAUAUAAGCAACAUUGAUAUGCAAUCUUUAUACACUGGAUCAAGUGAAGAGGCUUGGUUCUUCUUAAUUCAUUGGGAUAUAGAAAUUCAAUCUGUUCCAGGAAUUAAGAGUGUAGCUGCUGCACAAAAGGCUGUUCUUGACGACAAUCAAGAACUGUUACGCGCAUGCCUGAUUAUUUUACGAAACACAAUUCAAAAAUUGAAGAUAUCGUUGAAAAGAAUAUCUGAAAAAUGCAAUCCUGCUUUCUUUUAUACAAAAUUACGGACAUUCCUAACUGGAUGGAAGAACAACAAAUCGUUGCCUGAUGGAAUUAUUUAUGAAGGAGUGAGCUCAAAACCAUUUCAGUUUUCAGGGGCAAGUGGAGCACAAAGUACUGGAUUCCAUCUGUUUGAUGCCGCUCUUAGUAUUACGCACGAAGAUGGUGAAAAGGCAUUUCUGGACUCUAUGUUGGGUUAUAUGCCUCGUGGUCAUCGGAGAUUUGUGAAAGAAAUUCGUAGAGAACCGUCUAUUCGUGACUAUGUCGUAAGAAGUGAAAAUAGUGAAUUGUUGAAGCUAUACAACGAAUGCGUGGAAAGUCUCGUGCAGUUUCGAAGUCUGCAUGUUCAAGUUGUAACGAGGCGAGUUCAAUAUUUAAUUUUAUUUCAUAUAACCCCGUCUGACUCCAUAUAUUUACUAACGGAAAAAAUCCGCGGAAUAAGUUUUCCCUUUUACUGCAAAAAUAAAAGUGAUGUUUUAAUGAGAUAAAAGGCCAUUUAUAUAUA